Molecule: messenger RNA, 1312 nt
Organism: Andrographis paniculata
Lineage: Eukaryota; Viridiplantae; Streptophyta; Magnoliopsida; Lamiales; Acanthaceae
Product: biotin carboxyl carrier protein of acetyl-CoA carboxylase 1, chloroplastic-like
Exons: 7
Coding region: 120-980 (286 amino acids)
Biological process (GO): fatty acid biosynthetic process
Cellular component (GO): acetyl-CoA carboxylase complex
Molecular function (GO): acetyl-CoA carboxylase activity
Source: RefSeq, a predicted model, not a curated record
AGUCCGUUAUAUCCACUUUGGUUUCAUCGAAUCAAAUCAAUCGCGGACGCCCAGCUGCUGCUGUUGCAUCUUCUCCACUCUUCUGGCCUCUCCUCCGGCGGAUCCCGCAAUCUCCCCCAAUGGCGUCGUCCUUCGGAUCGGCGGCCGCCUCCGUCACGGAGAAUGCUCACAAAUCGUCCAAUUAUCUGCCGCUUUGCCACCGCCAUUUCUUACUUCGCUCCAGUUCCAACAAGGUUUCGUUCCGCCUUGCUAGUAGGCCUAAACUCCGCUUCUCAUCCAAGAUUUACCUCUCUCAGGGCUUUCAAUCUGGUUGGAACAGUUCGGCAGUGGUAAAAGCUCAAUUGAAUCAGGUUGCUGCAAAUGAAUCAUCAAAGGCUGCAGCUUCAGCUCCUACCGAAUCGGAAGCAUCAAAGGCCCAAGUAAAGGAUGUGAAGUUGGCAUCAGAAGAAUCAAUAUCUGAAUUUAUUACACAAGUUUCGAGUCUUGUCAAGUUGGUUGAUUCCAAAGAUAUUGUGGAGCUGCAGUUGAAACAACUUGACUGUGAAAUCUUAAUACGAAAAAAAGAGGCCUUAACUCCAUCUCCACCUCCUCCCGCUGCAUAUGCCCAAUCUCUACCUCAGCCUGCAGCACUGCCUCCAGUUUCACAACCAUUUUCGGCGCCAACUGCUGCACCUUCUCCAUCACCUACUCCGGCUCCUUCUGCAGCUCCUUCUCCACCCAAAGCUCCACAAUCUAGCUCAUCUCAUCCCUCUCUUAAAUGUCCGAUGGCGGGAACAUUCUACAGAAGUCCAGGACCUGGAGAACCACCUUUUGUUAAGGUUGGAGAUAAAGUAAAGAAGGGUCAGGUUCUAUGCAUUAUUGAGGCGAUGAAAUUGAUGAAUGAGAUUGAAGCUGAUCAGUCUGGAACAAUUGUCGAGAUCCUUGUAGAUGAUGGCAAAUCUGUCAGUGUCGACAUGCCUCUCUUUGUGAUCGAACCAUAGAUGAUCAGAUGAAGCCAAAAAGGUGCUCAGGAGUAGAAUGCUUUUCACCUUAGAGAUGUCGUGAGUUGCAAAUUUUUAUUACUUUCCCUUGAUAUGGUUUUCCGUGGAUGAGAUCUACUUAGAACUCGAAACAGAAUCGGCUUCUGUUGGUAUAUUUUCCUGAUCAAAUCCCGAGUAUGCUGGAGUUGUUUUUUAUUUAUGGCUACGGAUGCUAGUUAGUGUGCUUAAUUUCUUAACUGUGCUUUAUACAUCAUGUGGCAUUUAUAGUUUAUAGAUAAUUCCCUGUGUAAUUGGAAGUUUUGUUGGUAUUGUUUUAAAAUGUUUUGGACCAA